AUGCCCCAUGACCAGAAGAAAUUCUAUUCCCUAAUUGAAAUUCUCACAAAUCUGAAAUGUGUACAAGCAACAACUGGAGUAAUGUCUAAUGGAAGCUGGACUCAGAAACCAUUGCUGUCCAUCUUAAGAAGCUGUGGUGGCGGAUCACACUCAACUGUAUGGGAAGUACAGUUACACAGAAGCGAAAAACACGAGUCUGUAAAGGACAAAAAAUACGCUACUAAAAUAAUCAUAAAGAAGAACGGAAACUACUAUUUUAAUAUGGAGAAAAGAGUUAUACAAGAGGCCAAGCUUUUAGUAGAACUCAAGCACCCGCACGUAAUCAAAUGCUAUGGUGCUUUUGAACAUGCUGCAGCUUGGGUUAUUAUAUAUAAAUUGGCAACUGAAACCUUAGCUGAACGACUCAGAAAGGUAAAACGUUUCGAAGAAAGGGAAACUCGAGGCUUUAUCAGACAGCUUAUCAAGGGGCUGGCCUAUAUGCACUCGAAACACAUUCUACAUGGCAAUAUACAAGGAGAGGAUUUUGACAUUAUCAUUGCUGGAUUUGGUUUCGCAGCCGAGGUCACUUUGGGUCAGUUCCGAGAAAACAUGUAUGCGAGGCAGAAGCAAGGGUAUAUGGCGCCGGAGCAAUAUAGUGAUAUGUUCAACGUUGCAAACGACAUGUGGUCUGCAGGUGCUAUUGCAUAUACCUGUCUAACCGGGUCCGAUAUCUUCGGAGAUUUCAAAAGUUACUGGAACAUUACGCAAGAUAUAGAGGAAACAAUCCAGGAGUUAAUCACAGGUGCAAACGCAAUUUAUUAUAUUCAGCAACUACUAGAGGAAAUGAGGAUUCGCUGUCAUAUACCUGGUCUUGGGAAGGAAUUCCUUCAGCAAUGCUUGGAGAAGGAUCCAAAACAAAGAUUGACCACAAGGCAGGCUUUGGGCCAUAAGUGGUUGAAAAGGGGCGAGAGCAAAGGCGAGACAAACCCUACUCCUGUGCACUCAUUGAACAAGAAGAAGCUGGAUGAACCUGCAGGCACUAGAGAAUUAAAGGUGGACAAAAGUUCCAGUUCAAGGAGAGGCUAUGGAUCAGGAUGGGUCGCGGCUUUCACAAGACGCGGAGACAGUCAGAGAACUCAUAGCACGAUUGCCAAAGAGUCUAACAUGCAACCGGAAGGUCGAAAAAGGCCAUGGAGCCGUCGGCAAGACCGCUAA
Molecule: messenger RNA, 1194 nt
Organism: Fomitiporia mediterranea MF3/22
Lineage: Eukaryota; Fungi; Basidiomycota; Agaricomycetes; Hymenochaetales; Hymenochaetaceae
Product: kinase-like protein
Exons: 9
Coding region: 1-1194 (397 amino acids)
Biological process (GO): mitotic DNA damage checkpoint signaling; protein phosphorylation
Cellular component (GO): cytoplasm; nucleus
Molecular function (GO): protein serine/threonine kinase activity; ATP binding
Source: RefSeq, a predicted model, not a curated record